Linum trigynum is the source of this 1083-nucleotide messenger RNA. The record is from the annotation of a GenBank genome assembly. NCBI's taxonomy places the organism in Eukaryota, Viridiplantae, Streptophyta, Magnoliopsida, Malpighiales, Linaceae.
AUGUCUUGCUCGUCGUCUUCGGAAACUUCCGUUCCCACUCUCAGAACUGUCACCAUACCGUACUCGGAACUCAAGGAGAAGGAUGUAGACCUGUCGAGUAAGAUAGAGGAAGGCUUUGGACCAAAUGGGUUAGGGAUUCUGUCAAUUAAAGAUGUCCCAGGGUUUUCUGCAUUGCGUCGAAAUCUUCUAAAUCUUUCUCCCAGACUAGCCAGCCUUCCAGAAGAAAUAAAGAAGGAACUUGAAGAUCCAAGUACUAGGUACAACUUUGGAUGGAGUCAUGGGAAAGAGAAGCUUGAAUCAGGAAAGCCAGAUGUAUUAAAAGGAUCCUAUUAUGCAAAUCCAAUAAUAGACGUGCCUACAACCGAUGAACAUCUGAUACAACGGUAUCCUUCAUAUUGUGGAUCUAAUAUAUGGCCAGAUAGUGCUCUGCCUGAACUGGAAGUUGCUUUCAAAGCACUUGGGAAGCUCAUUCUUGAUGUUGGAUUGAUGGUGGCUUAUCAUUGUGAUCAAUAUGUGUCGAAGGGAAUGAAAGACAAUGAAGAUGAAGGUCUUGUAAAGAUACUAAGCUCUUCUAGAUGCCACAAAGGCCGGCUACUUUACUAUUUUCCUGCUCAUCAGAAUGACGGUUCAAAAGGUGGAGACUCCAUGUCCUCGUGGUGUGGAUGGCAUACAGACCAUGGUUCACUAACAGGUCUGACCUGUGCACUGUUUAAGAGAGAUGGUGUAGAAAUACCUUGCCCUGAUAGUGCUGCUGGUCUUUAUAUUAGAACACGAACAGAUCAAAUUGUGAAAGUUGUGUAUGGCGAAGAUGAACUAGCUUAUCAAAUUGGAGAAACCACUGAAAUACUCUCGGGAGGCUAUCUCUGUGCAACUCCUCACUGCGUUCGGGCACCUAAAGGAGCAGCAGCUUCUAAUGUCGACCGAUCAACGUUCGCCUUAUUCAUGCAACCCGACUGGGAUCAAAAACUGAAUUUCCCCGAGGAAGCGCGACUCCACAAAGAGCUGAAGCUGGCCAACUCUUGCCUCACAUUCGGAGAAUACACGGAGAAGCUCUUGGGGAAGUACUACCACUCCAGGUCUUAA